GCCAGGGAUAGGGACAGGCUCUCCCACACCUGCUCUUUUCUUCAGAGAAGAGGAACCUGUGGUUUAGAAUGCGUUUGAAGAGUUGGAUGAAAUGUAUUUGAAGGAUACGAGGCGAUGAAUCUGGUGAAUCUGGUGUUUGUGGUGUGCUUAUCAGCGGAACAAUUAGAAGCAAUUCAUAUUCAAGACAAAAACCGCUAUUGCUCUGUCGUACGAUGAAGAGUCUGAAAAUGCCUAUGACAUCCGGCUGAAGCUGACCAAAGAGGUGCUGACAAUUCAGAAACAAGAUGUCAUCUGUGUGGGCGGAAGCCACCAGAGCAGGAAUAACUGUUACACUUCGCAGACAGCCAGUUGGCGGCUUGGGCCUGAGUAUAAAGGGAGGUUCUGAGCACAACGUCCCCGUCGUCAUAUCAAAAAUAUUCAAAGACCAAGCAGCUGACCAGACAGGGAUGUUGUUCGUAGGAGAUGCUGUUCUCCAGGUUAAUGGCAUACAUGUAGAAAAUGCAACUCAUGAAGAAGUGGUGCAUCUUCUGAGAAAUGCUGGCGAUGAAGUUACCAUCACCGUUGAGUAUCUCAGGGACGCGCCAGCAUUUCUGAAGCUCCCGUUAGGGUCUCCAGGGCCAUCCAGCGACCACAGCAGUGGGGCCUCCUCUCCCCUCUUUGACAGCGGUUUGCAUCUGAACGGAAACUCCAGUACCACAGCUCCAUCAUCACCUUCCUCGCCCAUAGCUAAGGACCCGAGAUAUGAAAAACGCUGGCUGGACACCUUGUCCGUGCCUCUGUCCAUGGCUCGCAUCUCAAGGUACAAAGCCGGAACGGAAAAAUUAAGGUGGAACGCAUUCGAGGUGCUCGCCCUGGACGGAGUCAGCUCUGGGAUCCUCCGGUUUUACACAGCCCAGGAUGGCACCGACUGGCUGCGGGCGGUCUCAGCCAACAUCAGGGAGCUGACACUUCAGAACAUGAAGAUGAUGAACAAAUGCUGCUCUCCUUUCGACCAGGUUGUGCAUAUGGGGUGGGUAAAUGAGAAACUCCAAGGAGCUGACUCCUCUCAAACCUUCAGACCCAAGUUCCUAGCACUGAAGGGCCCGUCCUUCUACGUUUUCAACACUCCUCCGGUGAGCACAUUCGAUUGGGUGCGAGCAGAAAGGACCUAUCACCUCUGUGAGGUGCUGUUUAAAGUUCACAAGUUCUGGCUCACAGAGGACUGCUGGUUGCAAGCAAACUUGUAUCUGGGUCUUCAAGAUUUUGACUUCGAGGACCAGAGGCCCUAUUGCUUCAGCGUCGUGGCCGGCCAUGGGAAGAGCCAUGUUUUCAAUGUGGAGCUUGGCAGCGAGCUGGCCGUGUGGGAGAAAUCCUUCCAAAGAGCCACAUUCAUGGAAGUUCAGAGAACCGGGUCCAGAACAUACAUGUGCAGCUGGCAAGGAGAAAUGCUGCGUUUCACGGUGGAUUUCGCGUUGGGAUUUACCUGUUUUGAGAGUAAGACAAAGAAUGUGCUCUGGAGAUUUAAAUUUUCCCAGCUUAAGGGAUCUUCAGAUGAUGGGAAAACUCGAGUAAAGCUGCUGUUUCAGAAUCUGGACACCAAACAGAUUGAGACAAAGGAACUCGAGUUCCAGGACCUGACGGCUGUCCUACACUGCAUCCACUCCUUCAUAGCAGCCAAGGUGGCCUCCGUGGACCCCGGCUUCAUGGACAGUCAGAGUCUUGCCAGAAAAUACAUGUACAGCAGCUAAAGGUUGUUUCUGUUGAGUGCUGAAAAAUUAAAUUAUUUUCGUAAGAAAUGAUUCUUUCCUGCACAAUAUUGUAACUUUGUGUUGUUUUAUAAUGAACCUAUAGUUGUGAUACCAAUAAAACAUGUCACUAGUUUCCAAAGACGGGUCCUCCUUGUUAAAUCUGACAUAGGGGAUGCCUGGUCCCCUCUUCCCACGAGUCUCCCCACAAUGAGGAGCCCCAGCGUCCCCCACACAAGUC
Symphalangus syndactylus (siamang) is the source of this 1965-nucleotide messenger RNA. RefSeq names its product syntrophin gamma 2 (gene SNTG2). The record is from RefSeq and is a predicted model, not a curated record. Gene Ontology annotation, cellular component: intracellular anatomical structure; dystrophin-associated glycoprotein complex. Gene Ontology annotation, molecular function: structural molecule activity; protein binding. NCBI's taxonomy places the organism in Eukaryota, Metazoa, Chordata, Mammalia, Primates, Hylobatidae.